AAAAACCCUAGUCUUAAACCCCUGCCUUCUCUUCUCCCUGUGAUUUUGAAUUAACACUUCAUUUUGUUUCCUUCAUCACUGAUAGUUGAAACAUGAAGAGCAAGAACGAGAAGAAGCGGGGCUCAUCGGCCCCAAAAGGUGGCCCCAAGGGGAAGAAAUUUUCGAUGAAAAACGAUCCAUUCUUCGAGACGGAGAGCAAGAAGCGGCGAAAAAUGGCCUACGGGGAUGAUGACAUUGAGUCAGGGGGUUCUGAAGAGGAGGAAGAGAUUCUGGGGGGUUCCGACGCCGGUGGCGGAGAGCAGGAUGAGGAUGAGAUUGAGGAGACCCCUGGUGAGAUUCGGAAAAGGGUGGCGACUGAGCUUUUGGACAAGAUGCGCGCAAUAGCAAGGAGGGAGAAAGAAGACAAGGAUGGGGACGGGGAAAUGGACGGGGAAGAGGCUAGGGAUUCGCUUGUGGCCAAGAUUUUACAGCAGGAGCAGCUUGAGGAGAGUGGUAGGAUUAGGAGAGCCAUUGCUUCCAGGAUUAAAAAACCAGAAACUGCUGAUGGCUUUAAAGUCUUGGUCAAGCAUCGACAAUCUGUUACCUCUGUAGCUCUCUCUGACGACGACUUGAAGGGCUUCUCAGCGUCCAAAGACGGUACUAUUUUACAGUGGGAUGUAGAGAGUGGGAAAACUGAAAGUUACCAAUGGCCCAGUGAAGAUAUUCUUAAAAGUCACGGGGCCAAGGAUCCACGAGGUAGAUCUAAAAAGCAUAGUAAAAGUGUUUUAGCAUUGGCUGUUAGUUCGGAUGGUCGAUAUGUGGCAAGUGGAGGCCUAGACCGCCACGUUCAUCUAUGGGAUGUUCGGACAAGAGAACAUUUACAGGCAUUCUCAGGUCAUCAGAAACCUGUAUCAUGUUUAAGCUUUAGGCAAGGUACCACAGAUCUUUUUUCUGGAUCGUUUGAUCGAACGAUCAAGUAUUGGAACAUGGAGGACCAUGCUUACAUUGACACAAUAUGUGGUCAUGAAAGUGAAGUGUUGACCCUUGAUUGCCUAAGAAAAGAACGUGUAUUGACCGUUGGACGUGAUCGAUGUAUGAUGUUGUUUAAGGUUCUUGAUCAGUCUCGAUUGGUUUUUCGUCCUCCACCAACAUCUUUGGAGUGCUGCUGCUUUAUUAACAAUGAUGAAUUCUUAUCUGGUUCUGAUGAUGGGAGCAUUCAACUUUGGAAUGUAUUAAGAAAGAAGCCUGUAUACGUUGUUAAGAAUGCUCAUGCUAUGCUGCCUGCUGGCCAAAGUGUUGAACAAAUUGGCAGUGAAAAUAUCCCUGAUAAUGGUUUAGAAAAUGGUGAUCACAAAAUUGAGGGCUAUAAUUGUUCGUCAACAUACUCCUGGGUCAGUUCAAUCAGUGUUUGUAGAGGAACUGACCUUGUUGCAUCAGGAGCUGGUAACGGUUGCGUUCGAUUAUGGACUGUUGAGACUGGGAAAAAAGACAUCCGGCCUUUAUAUGACAUUCCAUUGGUGGGGUUUGUUAAUUCCCUGGCAUUUGCAAAAUCUGGACAGUUCCUGGUUGCUGGAGUAGGGCAGGAACCCCGACUAGGAAGAUGGGGAAGCCUUCCGGCUGCACGGAAUGGAGUUGCGAUUCAGCCUUUGGAGCUGUUGUAAGGCAGGGCAUGGUUUUGGUUGCACCACCAACCUCUUCAGUUUUGACUACUAUCAGCAGAACCAAUCAGCAGUGUACCUCUACGCUCGAGUUUUUGUUUUAUUAUUAUUAUAUCUUUGUAUCAAAUUUGAUGUCUGCUUGCAACAAUUCACACCCAUUUUCGACCUUUUCAUUUCUUAUUUAAACCGCAAAGGAUAAGAGAGAGUCAUUUAUCGAUUUUUCCAUCCAAAUUUCAUCAUCUUCG
Molecule: messenger RNA, 1882 nt
Organism: Hibiscus syriacus
Lineage: Eukaryota; Viridiplantae; Streptophyta; Magnoliopsida; Malvales; Malvaceae
Product: U3 snoRNP-associated protein-like YAO
Exons: 7
Coding region: 93-1640 (515 amino acids)
Cellular component (GO): small-subunit processome
Molecular function (GO): snoRNA binding; protein binding
Source: RefSeq, a predicted model, not a curated record